CCCAGAAUUUGGAUCGGAACGGCUUGACCCAGGUAAACCGGCGAGCAGGCUUUCAAUUCGGAACCGUUUAUCAAUCAAAUAAUUAAACGACGUAGCUUUGAACACCUGAAUCCCAACCCCUCCGAUUCGUAAUAUCAAGGAUGGCCGAAGAAGGCGGAGGGAAAAGCAGAGGCGUCGCGACGGCAAUCGCCGAGCAGCCUCCGCCUAAUUAUUAUUACGGGACCUUCCAAGGCGUGGCAAAUUAUCAGCCUCAACCUGCUGUCUCUCCUCCUCCAACGUCUCACCAUGUCAUCGGUUUCCCUCAGCCCAUGCCUCCUGCCGGCCUCUCCGGUGCUCCGCCUCAUUACUAUCCUCACGGAUAUCAAACUGUUCCUGGUUAUGCUGUUGCUGAAGGGCAACCCUUUAGAGAGCAUCGGCUUCCUUGUUGUGGUAUUGGGAUUGGAUGGUUCUUGUUCAUAAUUGGUUUCAUUCUUGGUGCUAUACCAUGGUACAUUGGAGCUUUUAUACUGUUAUGUGUGAGGGUGGAUUAUAGAGAAAAACCUGGACUUAUUGCAUGCACUCUUGCUGCAACUCUUGCUAUUAUUGCUGUUACUCUUGGCGUGACUAGGGCAACUCAAGCCUGGUGAAGUUUUUCUAAGCUGCAGAAGUUUAUGUACAUUUCAAAGUAAAAUCCCCCGUAAACAUAUAUGAACUAAAAAAAUGGCCUGGUGGUUGGAAUGUUAUCUUCUGCUUGGAGUUUGACUCAUAUGUACUUGUAAAGUUCUGGUGACUCGUUCGUUGAUACAAGUAAUGAUUUAUUCUAUUCACAUUCUAUCCAAGUUUAUCAAUUUUUGUCGGACAA
Molecule: messenger RNA, 841 nt
Organism: Olea europaea var. sylvestris
Lineage: Eukaryota; Viridiplantae; Streptophyta; Magnoliopsida; Lamiales; Oleaceae
Product: 60S ribosomal protein L18a-like protein
Exons: 4
Coding region: 141-626 (161 amino acids)
Source: RefSeq, a predicted model, not a curated record